Phialemonium atrogriseum is the source of this 1137-nucleotide messenger RNA. RefSeq names its product Aldo/keto reductase. Bases 117 to 1028 code for a protein of 303 amino acids. The record is from RefSeq and is a predicted model, not a curated record. NCBI's taxonomy places the organism in Eukaryota, Fungi, Ascomycota, Sordariomycetes, Cephalothecales, Cephalothecaceae. Gene Ontology annotation, cellular component: cytosol. Gene Ontology annotation, molecular function: aldose reductase (NADPH) activity. The transcript is spliced from 3 exons.
AGCCGAAAUAGCGAGGUUCUCCACUGAAAACGUGGCUCUUGAAUUUCCCCUCCUCCCCCACUUGGCGAUUCUCCCCUCUUCCCCUCAGCCAUUAAGCCACCAUAUCAUAGAGGCAUAUGAAGAGAAUCAUCAUGACGACCACCAAGAACACCGCGAAGUCGUACAAGCUCAACACCGGGGCGUCCAUCCCCGCCGUUGGCCUCGGGACCUGGAGAUCUGAGCCCAAUGAGGUGAAGACGGCCGUUCAGGUGGCCCUUGGCCGGGGCUACCGACACAUCGACACGGCCUUUGCCUACGGCAACGAGAAGGAGGUCGGCGAGGGCAUCAAGGCGUCCGGGGUGUCGCGGGAGGACAUCUGGCUGACGACCAAGCUGGACAACCCCUGGCACAAGCGCGUCGGGGAGGCCAUCGACAAGUCGCUCGAGAACCUGGGCACCAGCUAUGUCGACCUGUACCUGAUGCACUGGCCGUCCAGCACGGAUCCUGAUGACCUCACGAAGCACCUUGAGGACUGGGAUUUCGUCGACACCUGGCGCGAAAUGCAGAAGCUGGUCGGCACGGGCAAGGUCCGCAACAUUGGCGUCAGCAACUUCGGGAUCAAGAAUCUGGAGCGCUUGCUGAACGAUCCCAGCUGCAAGAUUGUCCCCGCUGUGAACCAGAUCGAGCUGCACCCUGGCAACCCGUCGCCGAAGCUUGUGGCCUAUAACUCAUCCAAGGGCAUCCAUUCUUCGGGCUACUCGCCACUCGGCAGCGCCAACUCACCCUUGUACAGCAAUGAGACGUUGCUGGCCAUUGCCAAGGACAAGGGUCGCACCCCGCAGCAGGUGCUCCUGGCCUGGGGCCUCCACAAGGGCUGGAGCGUGCUGCCCAAGAGCGUCACCAUACCGCGCAUCGAGGCCAACUGGGAGCUCGACGGCUGGGAUCUGACCGACGAGGACGUCAAGAAGAUCGACAGCAUCCAGGAGCGCUUCAAGGUCUGCGGCGACUCGUGGUUGCCCGUCAAGGUUUUCUUCGGUGACGACGAAUGAGCUUGGGACUCGGCAAAUAGAUGCUUUCAAACAACAAAAGAUAGGCCCUGGUGGCAUUAGAUAGGCGCAAACUUAGAUGUGGCCCUCAAAUCAUUGCUGAAUGUUCCCG